This is a messenger RNA of Symbiodinium necroappetens, 921 nucleotides long. The record is from the annotation of a GenBank genome assembly. NCBI's taxonomy places the organism in Eukaryota, Dinophyceae, Suessiales, Symbiodiniaceae.
AUGGUGGCUUCCAAGGGAUUUGAAGACCUGCCCUCGGAUGUUACCAUCCGCUGCGUCGCUGUGCUGCCGAUUGCAGACGCGCCGCAGUUUCGAAGAGCUUGCCGGCGAUUGAGCCUGCUCUGCGGCAUGAGCUUCUCGCGCACUCGCGCUCGGCUCGGCGUCCGCGAGCUCCGCCUAGUUGGCGGCGUAGCUGGAGACCCGAGGGCACCGCUGCGGAAAGGUGGGCAGGCCACGCGCCUCACCAUGGAGCUACAGCCCAACGCCACCUCGGCUGCAAAGGAUCUUCUGAAGAUCAAGGGCUCGGAGCUGGAAGCGGUCAUCGACGGAGUGGAUAGAGCUGCUUCCUCACUGGAGACACAAGUGAGCACUGCAUGGGAGCAGGUACCCACGGCCCUCAACAGUCAGGAGCAGCUGCCUGACUCGCAAAGAAGCACGCUACAUGACUGGGACAGCGGCGGCUACAUGCGAGAGGCCGAAGUGUAUGCAGUGAUUGGAGGGCAGCUGUACCUUAUUGGGCCAGCCGAGUGUCCGGACCUUCGUUGGAUGAUGCAGAUGGUGGAUGCAGAGGCUCAGUUUGCUUCCUUUCAGAACGCGCGACUGUACAUCGCGGACGUCACCGCUGAAAUCCAGACGAGCUCCACUGUUCGAGACCAGGAAGUGUCGGCCCUGCAACGUUCCAAUGACUUCCGGCCUUCAGAUCUGAUCAAUGGUGGAAAUGGCACAUCGAGGACCGAAUUGGAGUCUCCGACCCUGGGCCAAGGUGUUCGAGGACACGUCUGCCAUUUUGCAGAUCAGAACAUGGAGCUCGUAGCAUCAAGGCCCCCCAACCUCGUAUCCGGCCUCUACAGACCGGGACCCGAAGCUGUCUCAAAAAAGCCGCUGUGUGGAGGAAAGCUGCUUUUCUGUGCGCUGGAGCUUUGA